Messenger RNA from Talaromyces marneffei, 741 nucleotides. RefSeq lists its product as uncharacterized. Bases 1 to 741 code for a protein of 246 amino acids. The record is from RefSeq and is a predicted model, not a curated record. The transcript has a single exon. NCBI's taxonomy places the organism in Eukaryota, Fungi, Ascomycota, Eurotiomycetes, Eurotiales, Trichocomaceae. Gene Ontology annotation, molecular function: acyltransferase activity, transferring groups other than amino-acyl groups.
AUGCGAACACCGGUCCGCCCUCGCUUUCCUCCACCCAUCAUCAAAUUCGCCGAGCGAGAUGAUAUCCCAGAAUUGGUCCGCGUCUGGCUCGCUGCCGAAAGAACCAAUCUUCUCAUGUUCUAUCACUUUCCCACCGAAGAAAGCAGAUCCGAAUAUGCCAGGGAAGUAAUCAAACAAUUCGAAGAUAACUUUGAUCAGCCGCAUCUUCUCAUCUUGAAAGCUGUGGAUCCUGAGACGAAGCAGAUCGCAGCUAUGGCCGUUUGGCAGAAGAUGGGAUACAAAGAUUGUGCUCGGUCGGAUGGAUUGUUCGCAGCUGCUGGGCUCAUGUUGAAUGGAACGCUAGAGAGUAGCCGUGACGGUUUCACUCCAAAUUCUGUAACACAGUCGCUGGAACGGUAUAUUGCAACCCAAUUCGAGCAAUUCCUGGCUUCAUGGAGUCGAGAUUCAAAACAUCUGUACCUCGCACUCCUCAUGACCGAUCCUCGGUUUCAGCGAAGAGGUAUCGGGACAGCCAUGUUAGAAUGGGGCCAUGAACAUGCCGAUGAAGCUGGAAUCCCGGCGUUUCUGAUUGCUUCUCCGGUUGGACAUCCACUAUACCAACAUGUGGGCUGGAAAGACGUCGAUACGUCGUUGGAGAUCGACAUGUCACAAUGGGCAGGCAGGGCGCAGGGCCACGACAUGGGCUGGGGAGUAUACAAGUACUAUUAUAUGCUACGCAUGCCAAAGACGGCUGCCAGUUGA